This is a messenger RNA of Sclerotinia trifoliorum, 3278 nucleotides long. The record is from the annotation of a GenBank genome assembly. NCBI's taxonomy places the organism in Eukaryota, Fungi, Ascomycota, Leotiomycetes, Helotiales, Sclerotiniaceae.
GCCGGCAACAGGAACGUUAGGUUAACCUUAACCAUGAAUCAGAAAGAGAUAAACGCGUCAUGCCACCGUAUCAAAGCCACCACCAGGACAAUACAAAGUCAAGUAAUUAUGCUUUAAAUACAAUCACCACCAAUUUGAUAUUUUAUGAUAGUCGAGAUCAUCCAAAACAUAUCUGUGGUCCAGACUGCAGCGAUAUUUCUAAAAUCCCAUUAUCGUGGCAAUGACGUCGUCUUCUGGUCCCGCAAGACCGAUAUCACCAUCGAAUAGCUUCUAUGCUUUGAGCGACGACGAGGAAGGUGAAUAUAAUACCGUCACACAUGUAGAAUCUGGUAGAGGAGUCAAGUUAUUGUUCUCCAAGAGCAAGGUAACUAUUCCCAACAACUUAAAGUUUUGACCAAGUGCGGGGUCGUUCAAGCUUGUUGCUGACGACCACAAAUAUAGGUUUAUAUCCAUCCUACACCAUCUGCGAAAGAUAAUAUACCAGGUUACAUAGCUUUAUUACAACAAAAGCCACCUCUAGAUUCUCGUCCUACUUCGUCUUCUUCUAAAGAUGCAAAGUCGAGAACCGCCGCUUCUUUACUUCUUGCAUGGCUUCCCGAAUCAUCUCUCGGGGAUGCCCUGAAUACAUAUGUGAAAGUAGAUCUUUCAGAAGGCGAUUCUCCACCAAGACAAUCAUAUCUCGUACCCCCUCCUCCAACCACCACUACCCAUUCUGGCUCCAUCGGACAUUAUGCCUUUGCGAUACCCGUCUCGCAGAUUUACAGUCUUCUCGUACGACCACCGAGUUUAGGAUGGUGGUUCGGAAGUGUCGUUAUAAAUUCUCGAGCGGGAGAUUCUUUUCCCGCGCUAUUUUUUCACGACUCGGAAUGUCAGUCUACCAUUUUACAAAAGAAGAAGAGGACGAGGGAAUCUUUUGAUCCAUUUGGGGCAAAUGGGGAGAUGUUCUGGGGUGGCGAUGAAGUAUUGAGGUGGCUGAGACGAUAUGUAGAAAUUGAGAGAAGUGGUGCGGAACCGAAUAUUUACUUGGUGGAACCGUCGGCUGAAGAUAAAGAAGCGUUUGGAGACAAACUAGUUACAUCUGCGCCGGUGAGGAGACCGACGAGUAGUGGCGCUAGAGUUGGCGGCGCUGCUGGUGCAAGCUCGAGUACAUAUAGAAGUGCGCAGAGAGACGCGGGGAUGGAUCCGGUUACAAAGUUUGUCAAGGAAGCAGGGUGGAAUCUGAUGGAGAAGUUCAGCAAGGUUACGACAUUUACGAGGAGGACGGCUGAUUCGAUUGUCGAAAACCCGAAAAUACCUCCACAGGUUAGGAGAUUCAUGAAGAAUCCGGAGGUUCAAACAAUCCAAGAGGAGUUUGAUAGUGCGAGGAUAUACUUGGCGCGAUGGGCUAUGGGUAUUGCAGAACAGAGUGAGAGAGAUAGAAAUCAAAGGAUAUGGACGGCAAGGGAUGUUUUAGAAAUGGAGGAAACGGAUGUCGGCGACUUUGAGUUAUUGGAAACUGAGAUGGGUUCUUUAACUAUGAAGGAACAGAGGAAGACGCUAACAUUGAGGGAAUGGAACAAGUUUUUCGAUCAGAGAUCCGGCAGAUUAUCAGUCACAGUUGAUGAGGUCAAAGAAAGGAUAUUUCACGGCGGACUUGAUCCAGAUGAUGGGGUUAGAAAAGAGGCUUGGUUAUUCUUACUUGGUGUUUAUGAAUGGGAUUCUUCAGCGGACGAAAGAAAAGCCGUAAUAGCAGCCUUGCGGGAUGAAUAUGUCAAAUUAAAGGGUGCGUGGUGGGAUCGUUUAAUCGAUCUUGGAGGUGAAGGAGAAGAAGGGGAAUGGUGGCGAGAACAGAAGAAUCGAAUAGGUAAUAAAUCCCAGUAUUCUGUUAUCUUCAAGACUCAACAGGCUGACAUAUCCCAUUUCUUGGGGUUCGUGCGAUAGAAAAAGACGUUCACAGGACGGAUCGUAAUAUUCCAAUAUAUGCGGGAGAAGAUACACCACAUCCAGAUCCAAACUCACCAUUUGCUGAUGUGGGCACUAAUGUCCAUUUGGAACAAAUGAAAGAUAUGCUUCUCACUUAUAACGAAUAUAAUCGCGAUCUUGGAUAUGUACAAGGAAUGUCAGAUCUUCUCGCUCCGAUAUAUGCCGUCAUGCAAGACGAUGCCAUCGCUUUCUGGGGUUUCCAACACUUCAUGGAACGCAUGGAACGUAACUUUCUCCGAGAUCAAUCUGGCAUGCGUUCUCAACUUCUUACACUUGAUCACCUUGUCCAACUUAUGGAUCCUAAACUUUAUCUUCAUCUUCAAAGCGCAGAUAGUACCAAUUUCUUUUUCUUCUUCCGCAUGUUACUCGUUUGGUAUAAACGUGAGUUUGCAUGGUUAGAUGUUUUACAUCUUUGGGAGGUAUUAUGGACGGAUUAUUUGAGCUCAGGGUUCCAUCUAUUUAUUGCUUUGGCAAUUUUAGAGAAACAUAGGGAUGUUAUCAUGACGCAUUUGCAACAUUUUGAUGAAGUAUUAAAAUAUGGUAUGUUUUCUUCAUAUUUGCUAUAUGGAUUUUGUGGAUGGGUUUAACUAAUGAAUCAUAGUCAAUGAACUAUCAAAUCAAAUAGAUUUGGAAUCUACGCUUGUUCGCGCCGAGGCAUUAUUUCGUCGUUUUCAAAGAACAGUCGAGGCCAUUGAUAGGAAGUCAAGUUUUCCAAAACCAUCAAUUAGACACCGUGGUACACAAAGCACAUCUCAGGCUUCGGAGCCCUCUAAUCCUUCCGGUGCAACUAGUGGUGCGGAUACAGGAAGUGGACAAAUUGAAGGUGCAAGAAAAGAUAAGGGAAAGAAACCAACGGAUGGAGAAUUGGAGGAUAUGCCUGAAAAACCAAAGGUUAUCAGUAAGGAAUUGAGAGAUUUAUUAAGUAGGAAGGUGGUGGUGUUACCGAGAAAAUUGGUUAGGAGGGAAGGGGAGGGUUUGGCGAAGGUACAGAAAUAAUUUUUAUGGUUAUGUUGUGGGGAUUUGGUAAUGAAAAUAGGGAAUUAUGGAACUGUGGAUAGGUGUUUGGGUUAUCAGGAGAAGUAUGUAUAUGGAAUUAUUUGGCAUGGCUUGUAUUUUCUUGGUAGGAGGAUUAAGCAUUGAGGAUUGAAGGUACAUUAGGCUGGGCGGUAUGGCAAUCUUACGUUAUAUUUUUUAUUAUAGUUGAUUGAUUGAAUGAGCGAAUGAAUGAAUGGAGAGGGUACUUCUCACUUCUCACUUUUCGUAUUAGUUAUUUUUCGAUCUCCUGUUUCUUCUGUUAUGAUUAAAGCUUACAUAUA